Carassius carassius (crucian carp) is the source of this 4649-nucleotide messenger RNA. Its product is annotated as protein FosB-like. Gene Ontology annotation, molecular function: RNA polymerase II cis-regulatory region sequence-specific DNA binding; DNA-binding transcription factor activity, RNA polymerase II-specific. Bases 901 to 2046 code for a protein of 381 amino acids. Gene Ontology annotation, cellular component: nucleus. Lineage: Eukaryota; Metazoa; Chordata; Actinopteri; Cypriniformes; Cyprinidae. Gene Ontology annotation, biological process: regulation of transcription by RNA polymerase II. The transcript is spliced from 4 exons. The record is from RefSeq and is a predicted model, not a curated record.
CUCGGCUCCACCGGGGAGAUGUUUCAGGGGUUCCCCGGAGACCCCGACGCCGGCUCCCGUGGAAGCUCAUCUCCUUCUCUUGAAUCUCAGUACCUGUCGUCCGUGGAAUCCUUCGGGAGUCCGCCCACCACUAGCGCACUGCAAGUAAGUCACAGUAGGCUAUUUAUUUAUUCACAUUUUAACAUCGUGUUUGUCCGUGCAAAGAACCGUUUUGCUAAACAGCGCGGCAGCUGCGAGAUUUCCUUUUUUCUGUUUGAGAAGCGGAGCGACGUUGCUGAGGGAAUGCAUUUGAAUUCGUUCGAGUGUGUUUAGAGGUGUGUUAAGUCGGAAUAGAAAUCAUUAGAAUACUGACAAGUCAGCAUGCCCGCGUAAUCAGGCGGUUAGCAACGUGGUGGGUUUACAGCACGUCGCGAAACAGAUGACAAAGCUGUGGAACUCUCCGACGUUCUCGCACGAAGCUCCGCCCUGUGCUCAGUGCUGCUGCUAUUGCUUCUCAGACUUCUGCGUGACGUCAAUGCGUUCUAUUUUGGAGUGUUACGUUGCGUUGCUAAGGGGAACACCGGGGGUGUGACGGGGGCGGAGGAACAGGGACGGGAGGGGGGAUUCGAGGGCGCUUAUUGGCUACGGCGUAUAGCGUGCGCCUUUGCCUAACACGCUUUUAAAUGAAUAUUAAUGAAACAUGGAACUCACACUGGCAUCACUGGGCCUUUUUUUGUUUUGUUUUCUAAAAAAAGUAACCGUACCAAUAUAGAUUUUUCUUCUAAAUAUGUUUUAAUAGCUAUGUACAGAUUGGUAAAACGUAAAAUGUAUUGUGUACUUGUAUUUGGACACCCAUUUGUUGGUAAUUUGUUGGAUUUCUUUUUAAAACAACGUUAAAACAUUCAAUUCUGAUAAGAAUCCAUGUCUUUUUCAUAUUUUUGCUGCUUUUCAUUAUCCUUACUCUUUUUUUCUGUUUCAUUAGUCUGUUAUUUUUACAUGGAGGAAGAUACAGCUUUACAGCAAGUGGAGUGUGUAUCAACCACUGGCGUGGUAGGGGUGGGUGGAGGGUCGACCAGCACCGGGGCAGGGGUGGACAUGCCCAGCUCAUUUGUGCCCACAGUGACGGCCAUCACCACCAGCCAGGAUCUGCAGUGGAUGGUGCAGCCCACUCUCAUCUCCUCCGUUGCACCAGGGCAAAGCGGCACAGGCUCCAGCACCAUGACGCAGCCUGUUGCUUUGGAUCCUUAUGACCUGCCAGGCACAAGCUUUUCAUCUGGUGGAGGCUUCACCCCACCAAGCUGUGAUACUCCUGGCCCAGUGAGACAAUCUCGGAGCCGUCGCCGUGCACGGGAUGAAACAGUGAGUGAGGACCAUGACAGCAUGCUGACAGCUGAGGAGGAGGAGAAGAGACGUGUUAGACGAGAGAGAAAUAAACUGGCUGCCGCUAAGUGUAGGAACCGACGGCGUGAGCUCACAGACAGGUUACAGUCGGAGACAGACAUGUUGGAGGAGGAGAAGGCAGAGCUUGAGGCUGAAAUAUCAGAGCUGCAAAAGGAGAAGGAGCGCCUGGAGUUCGUCCUGGUCGCCCACCAACCCGGUUGCAAAAUUCCCUAUCAGGACCAGCCCCCCGCGCCGCUGCCGCUGUCACUGCCGCUGCCACUGCCGCAGACGUCCCAGCAGAUGCCUUCUGUCUCCGUGGUGGGUUUGACUGUGAAGGAGGACACUUUCUACCUGCCGCCUGCCUACUCGUCCCACCACCACCACCACGUCCCGGUUUCACAGCCCACGCAGACACAGCCGGCCCCAGCACAACAGCAGCAAGGGAUGAUGCAGGAGGUAGCCUUUUCUAGUUCUUUCUAUAGGCAGGGCCAGCCGGCGCCGGACGGCCCGUGCCUUGUUGCCGACGGUGGCGGUAACCCUGACGCCGGCAGCUACAUCCCCUCAUACACAUCUUCAUUUGUGUUCACCUACCCAGAGGGAGCCUGCGGGGCCAGCGCUAACCAGCGAACCAGCAGUAGCGAUCAGUCCUCUGAUUCCCUGAACUCACCCUCGCUUCUUGCACUUUGAGAGCUCUGCGUCUCUCUGCCUCUGCUUGCCUGUUGACAGCAACACAUGCACACAUACAAAUUCAAACAUUAGGUAUUACAUCUCUCCGGCAUUGUACUGAUCUUUUAGAUUAAAGCCUUUCGAUUUGAAACCGAGGCCCAGAUGCAUUAGCAUCUGAGUGACUUCAUCAAAUGAUGUAAGUGUAUAUUAAUUCACAAUGAAUUCAGGCUUAAUAUCAAGAUGAGUCAAUAGCCCAUGCACACACACAUACACACUUAAAUUGUCAUAGACAUUCGAAUCCGUUUGACGUACAGUAACAAUAAAAGCACAUCAGCGCACUCCCCCUUGCUUUGAUCUUUUCUCGUUCUGGCUUACAUUGGUGUAUCAUCUCCCUCCUUCUCUCUCCAUCCAUGCCAGGUGCCUGCUGUGUAUUUGUCUAAGCAAAAAAGGGGGCACAGAACUGCUUUGUGGGUUUGGUUUUUCGUUUCCGGCGUCCUUGCUACCCUUUUUUUCUUCAUCCAGUUCAUCCACACCUCUUCCUGUGACAAAAGGACAUGACCACACACUCUAUAGUACCUAUCUGUCUUUUUUUUUUCUCCCUCUGUUGUCCAUCUCCACAUCUGUUUCUCCUCUCUCCUGUCUCUAUGUACCUAUGGUUCUCUCUGAAGUCUUCAGCCCCUGAGAGCCCGUUGGACCCUGAAAACCCAUGGAACCUUGAGUGAGUGCCAGCCCACACUCCGACACCACAAAUCCCCUUCGCACGGACCCCGGCCCAUGGUGGAACCUCAAAAUGAGCAGACAUUUCAAAAUACCGAAAACCAGCCAGCUUCAGCACGCAGAUCAAAUGCCAUCUCAGAUGCCACCACACUGGCUAAAGGAACGGGACUCUUUAUUUCUCCUCAGCAUUGAGGAUUUGAUUUUGAAUGAGUGGAGGCACACUGGCUAGACUUUGGCAAGGCCAGUGGAGGAGUUUUGGAGAGCCCUUGUAAUGUGGAGGUAGGAGAUGGCGAGAGUAUUCACAAGACCAUGCUCUACCUGUCAUCUCCCGCUGAUCCCCUGAGAGCUUUCACACAGUGUUCAACCUUUCCCCUUUCUUGAGGUGUUUGUUUGUUUGUUUCAUUCUGUGUUUCAAUGAUAGUAUUAACUCUGAUCUCAAAAGUGGCUUAUCUGAUGACAACAUAAAAUGUGUUUGAAGAGCAUUAUAAUGAGCAACCAAAAAAAAAAAAAAAAGGACAACCUCUUGGUUUUGGAUGAGUGGUCUCUGUGCUUCUAAAAGUCCUUGACAUAGUCCUUGAGUUGUGGAUGUGGUUAAGCACAGCUCUAGGCUUUGAUUGUGAAUGGAAGUCACAGAGUACUACAUCUCCAGUUGAUUUCUUUCUUUAAGGGGGUUGUUGUUGAUGAUUAAAAUGGAAAAAAAGCACAAAUGCCAGCUGUGGACGGAAGGAACACGAAACGGUUGCCGACCUAAAGGACGGGAUGUGCUUUUGAAUAUGAACCGUUUACUUUCCUGUGAAUGUUUUUGAUGUUUUGAGUUACUGAUUUUUCAUGAUGCUUUUUCUCUUUUGCUCUUGAUUGUGCCGUUGCUGCCAAAUGGAAGAAUUUUGUGGGGCUGUUAGCUGCUCCUUCUAUCUGUUACUGUUGUCUUAAUGCAGUUAUCACAGAUAUUGUUAUUAUGGUUAUUAUUAUUAUUUCAUAGUUAUCUCACGUUGGCAACUAAAAAGGCAUGUGGUGCACUAUGAACAUUUUCUAUGGCUAAAACUAUAUAUAUAUAAAAUAUAUAUAAAUAUAUAUUAUGUAUGCAUACAUAUAUUCAGUGUGUGUAUAUAUAUAUAUAUAUAUAUAUAUAUAUAUAUAUAUAUAUAUAUAUAUAUAUAUACAAUGAUUGUAAUGUAAUGUUGAAAAUGUUAUUUUUGUCAAUGAAGAGAGAAGGGAGAGCUUGAUGCACUUGGUUUUGUUUUAAACAUAGAUAUUUUUCUAAAAGAACAAAAAAUAUAUAUUAUAAUAAACAAUAACAGCACACAUUUUCAUUAAAAUGAAAAGCAUUGUCACUGCCUUUCAUUGUAAUAUGUAUGAUGACUGUAUUGAAACUGUGUUGCAUAUAGUGACACAUGUAUCACAGAUUUGUGCUGUGCUUGAUUUGUCAAUGAGGUUGGUUCCACAGCCUUUGUUCAUCAACCCCUGUGGACAAAACACACUGGACACACAUAUCUAUAAAUGCUUAAAUAAAUCAAUAAAUAUGCUAAAGAAAAAAAAGACGAUAUGAAUUGAGUGUCUCAAUGUAUUCUAGAUGAACAUCUGAUAUUCAGCUGUGUUUCUCAAGCAGUGGAGUUGCAUUGAUUAACCAUGUCCAGUGUGUGCUGUCUGCCCUUUGGCUUUUAUGUGUGUGUGAUAUUCAGGGCUUGAUGGACAACUUUCAACCAGCCCUUAUUAAUUCAUGUUACGGACAUGAUCAGAAUAUUAUGCAUGUCGACGUCAUACACAGAAAGGAAGUAUUUUACAAUUAGAUGAGGUCUAUUGUUCUUAUUAACUUUGGCUUCAUUGUGUGGAGUAUUUGAUGGGGUGGAAAUGAUCAUAUUUGUACAGUUGUUUAAAUCGAAAUGCCUUUAAAUUUAUAUACACAGGUG